Messenger RNA from Blastomyces gilchristii SLH14081, 687 nucleotides. RefSeq lists its product as uncharacterized. The record is from RefSeq and is a predicted model, not a curated record. Bases 1 to 687 code for a protein of 228 amino acids. NCBI's taxonomy places the organism in Eukaryota, Fungi, Ascomycota, Eurotiomycetes, Onygenales, Ajellomycetaceae. Gene Ontology annotation, biological process: spliceosomal snRNP assembly; mRNA 5'-splice site recognition; mRNA splicing, via spliceosome. The transcript has 5 exons. Gene Ontology annotation, molecular function: pre-mRNA 5'-splice site binding; zinc ion binding. Gene Ontology annotation, cellular component: U1 snRNP.
AUGAGUGUGCGGAAGGCACACAAUUCAGGCCGUAAUCAUUUACGAAAUGUCGUCGAAUAUUACCAAGAAAUCGGUCAUGAGAAAGCACAGUCUGUCAUCGAUUCUAUCACAAAUUCGUAUGCGGCCGAAGGCCAGGCAAGCUCGAAUCCCAUGCUUCAACAACCAGGCGCACCGGGAGCAUAUCCGCCACCACCAUUUGGCUUCCCUGGUCGGCCGGGAAUGCCCCCACACCCACCGUUCGGUAUGCCCGGCGCACCUCCUGGAGCACCACCUGGAGGGAUGAUUACACCCCCAGGAGGUCGUGGCAUGCCACCUUUCCCCCCACCACCCCCCUUCGCCCCAAACGCCGCAGGUCCAUCUGGCGGAGCCCCAAUGCCCGGCGACCUCCCACCCAUCGCACUCCCCAACAUGCCACCAGGCAGCAUCCCAUUCCCCCCACCAGGAGGCUUCCCCCCUAACUUCCAAUUCCCCCCACCGGGCGCAGCGGGCUUUCCUCCACCGCCCAUCCCAGGCCAAGGCCCAGGGCAAAAUCCAAGUCCUGGUCCAGGGGCGGCGGGUGCACCCCCAGUACCACCAUCUGGUUUUCCUAUGUCUGGUGCCCCACCUCCUCCUGGGCAGUCUCAGUCUCCAGGGUUGGUCCCGCCGCCGGGCGCGCCCGCCAAAAGUCAGUAUCGCCGCCGGCCAUAG